UAUGAAGAAAAAAUUGCAACUGUUGAUACUAAAACAAUAGAAGAAAAAAAUACCGUCAACGAAAUAAUUGAUAAAACUGUUAAAACGGCUGAACCAACUUUCCAAGAUAAGCAAGGGUCAACCAACGAUCUGGUUGACACUACCAACCUUGAAGCAAUAGAUAAAACUGUUAAGACGUUUGAACAAACUUUCCAAGAUAGGCAAGGGUCAACCAACGAUCUGGUUGACACUACCAACCUUGAAGCAAUAGAUAAAACUGUUAAGACGUUUGAAACAACUUUCCAAAAUAAGCAAAGGUCAAUCAACGAUUUGGUUGACACUAACAACCGUGAAAUUGAAGCUACCUUAAAGGAUUCCAUUGAAAAAAUCGGAAAACACCUUGAGUCAACAUCCAUUACUGAUCCCUCUUCUAUGCCGCCAUAUAAUGUUUGCUUUUCUUACAAAAAAGACGACAUAAAUGUUAUUUGCAUUGAUGAUAACCUUCGCGUAAAAAUCGAAAGAUUAAGUGCAGACAUUGCAAGGGUAUAUUUUACGGAUAUUCAAGAUAUUCAAGUUCCUAUUCCCGCAACCAUUACUUUUUGGGAUCUUUCAAAUAAUCAAGCAUUGAUAUCAUUUAACAAUAAUUUUAUUAUUACCUGGAUUUCAAAUUAUGCUAUGUAUCAGGGUGGAAUUGAACUUUUUCGAUUAGAAAGACCAAAGCAACAAACAAUUGAGACAGCCCUUACAACAUAUGUAAUCCAUUGA
Molecule: messenger RNA, 744 nt
Organism: Racocetra persica
Lineage: Eukaryota; Fungi; Glomeromycota; Glomeromycetes; Diversisporales; Gigasporaceae
Source: the annotation of a GenBank genome assembly